GCAUCACUCAAAUAACUGGUAUUUCUUCAAUGUAAAUGGAUUUUUUAAAAUUUUUUGUGGCUUUGAGUAAAUUUCAUUACAGUUAUCAAACUAUUACAUGCAGAAAAAAAUAUUUUACCUUUUUGCAAAUAAAUUUUUUAUCCUAAUAUGAAAUUAAAUUAAAAAAAGAAGUUUUGUUGAUAUCUAAUCUGAAUAAAUAGUUUAUUAUUUGUAUUUUGUGGAAACCUUUACAUAGAAAAUAAGGUAGCGUUUGUUGUGCAAUUAAAAAUCCACAGGGAGAGCUCGAUCACAAAAUGCGUCCUAAAGCACCAUCUUCAUUAGAUAUGUUUGAUUCUUGUGGUUGUUUGCCCGUUACAUCAAAAACGAAACGUUCUUUAAAAAGAAGAAAAGCAACUUUUUCUGAUUUUCCCUUCAAACUUGCUAAACAAAAUGACAAUUGGACUAAUAGAUGCACACUGUCUUUAUCUACUCCAUGUACUUCGUCUAUAAGUAAUUGUCCACCUUCUAAAGUAUUACCAUUCUUAUACCUCGGAUCAGAAGAAGAUGCACAAUCAGAAGAUCUUUUACGCACCUGUAAAGUAAAAUACGUACUAAAUGCUAGUCUAACAGCAGCAGAUACACCCCAUUGUACUUCUGGAUACUAUCUACGAAUUCCUAUUUCUGAUUCGUUGAACGAAAAUAUAACGGAAUGGUUUCAAAUAGCAUUUGACUUUAUAGACAAAGUUAAAGAGAGCGACGACAAUCUACUCCUACACUGCGUAGGCGGAGUCUCUCGUUCCGCAGCUUUUGCUAUUGCAUAUGUCAUGAAACACUUAUCAUUAUCGUUAGACAAUGCUUAUCGUUAUGUCAAAAAUAAAAGACCAACAAUUUCACCAAAUCUUAACUUUAUGGGCCAGCUUAUGCAGUACGAAGAGAUUUUACAACAAAAAAAGAACUUACUUUAUUCGCCUUUGUCAGAAGUUGGAAUGGAAAGUUUAAACAUAUCAACAAAUGACCAAAGCUUGGUAUCUACACCUACGUCACCAAAUGUUGUUAUAGAAGUCACAUCUUUUACAGGAACUGCAACAGAUGGGUUUUACUUUCUUAAUCAAAAUGAACUGAAUAAAAAAUGUGACUAUGCAUCUAAGAUUGAUAAUAACUAUACAUUUACAGAAAUUUCAGUGUUAGAAUGAAUUAGAAUUUUAGAUAUAUUAGUGCCGCGUAAUGCGGAUAUUGAAAUUAAUUUCGAAGAGGAUAACGCAUAUAGCUAUUGGCA
This is a messenger RNA of Hydra vulgaris (swiftwater hydra), 1255 nucleotides long. RefSeq names its product dual specificity protein phosphatase 16. NCBI's taxonomy places the organism in Eukaryota, Metazoa, Cnidaria, Hydrozoa, Anthoathecata, Hydridae. Gene Ontology annotation, biological process: negative regulation of MAPK cascade; protein dephosphorylation. Gene Ontology annotation, molecular function: protein tyrosine/threonine phosphatase activity; MAP kinase tyrosine phosphatase activity; MAP kinase tyrosine/serine/threonine phosphatase activity. Gene Ontology annotation, cellular component: cytoplasm. The record is from RefSeq and is a predicted model, not a curated record.